Messenger RNA from Perkinsus marinus ATCC 50983, 1104 nucleotides. RefSeq lists its product as hypothetical. The transcript has a single exon. NCBI's taxonomy places the organism in Eukaryota, Perkinsozoa, Perkinsida, Perkinsidae. The record is from RefSeq and is a predicted model, not a curated record. The coding region runs from base 1 to 1104 and encodes 367 amino acids. Gene Ontology annotation, molecular function: protein binding; deubiquitinase activity. Gene Ontology annotation, biological process: protein deubiquitination.
AUGAGCGUCCGGCGCCAUCCCUUGUGCUCAUUACCAACCACUUCCGUCACGUCGUCCUCUUCCUCCACCGCUUCUAUAGCGUCGUCCAGUUCUAUCUCUGGCGGGGGCAAGCAAGGGAAUAUCAAAGACUUGCUUCCUCCAGAGGUCUCGCAGAACCCCGAGAGCAAUGCGGUGGUCCUCAACGUGUACGACUUGGACCAGGGCAUCGUCCGCCUGAACACCAUUCUGGCUAUGGUUGGCGUUGGUGGUGCCUUCCAUGUAGGCGUCUCUGUCUUCGGUAAGGAGUAUUAUUACUCUGGUAUCGGCCCACCCAAUGGCCCUGAUGAUCUGGAUCCCAGUGGUGUUUACUGGCAUGAGCCGACUCACCAUGACGUCCACGUUUAUCGGCAGUCGGUGUAUCUGGGUUCGACGGCCCUCACUGAGCGUCGUGUAUAUGAGCUCGUUCGCCGCUUGGGUGAAUUCUGGACUAUUGGUCGCUACGAUCUCCUACGGCGAAACUGUUGCCAGUUCGCGGAGGCUCUAGCCCAGGGCUUGGGGGUGGGUCCAAUUCCCAAGGAGUUUUGCGUCUUGUCUCGCAGGCUUUCACUAGCCGCGGACUCCCUAGGUGGAGCCCUUGGUGCUGUGACCGGUGCUGUUGAGUGGAUAUCGCAACCGACAUCCGAUAGCCAGGCUGUGCCCGACUCGCAGUUCAUGAACGAAUCCAACACUUCUCUAUCAUCUCCCAUCGAAAAGCCCAUCCUCAUUGUGAGAGUACUGCCUCUGGUAAGUGUAGCACCGAAUGGUGGAGCAGCACCGAUUCGCAUCGAGCAAGGAGAUUCGUUAUUUGGUCGUACUAAUCCAAAGCAGCUGCCCAACUUCCACGUCCUCGAUCAUCCAUCAAUUUCGAGGACCCACGCGAGGCUCAAUCUGUGCGGGGAAACCGUCACCAUUGUUGAUCUUGGUUCGGUAAAUGGUACUCGAGUGGUCUGCCCUUGGCAGGGACAACAGGCAAGACCGCAUUUGCUUCCACCGCGAUCACCACGAAGGAUCAAUCUCCUUAUGGACGAGUUCAUCGUGAUGGGCGCGGUGUCACUACAUUUACACCUUUCCUAUCAGAAGCACUGA